Cuscuta campestris is the source of this 1717-nucleotide messenger RNA. NCBI's taxonomy places the organism in Eukaryota, Viridiplantae, Streptophyta, Magnoliopsida, Solanales, Convolvulaceae. The record is from the annotation of a GenBank genome assembly.
AGCUGUUAUGUUUCUAAUCAAGUCUGUUUCACUGUGUUUUCCUAGCGUGCCGCUAGUCUGGAGCCAUCGUUGGUCAUGCUAAAGCUCAGCCAAUUCAAGCCGUCGGUCCUCAUCGAAGUCACCAAUAACACGUCCGUCUAGGUCAAAAAUUAGUUCAUCUGUUGUUGCUCUAUUGCUCUGUUUCUAUUGUGUCGGUCAAAGUUGCCAAUUUGCAGUGUUCAUUGUCAUCCUCACCUCCAGGGGAAGUCGCCAUUGGAUCUACGCAUCAGGGUAGAGGUGGACACGGUAAACAGGUAGAAGAUGAACAUAGAGCCGAUCCCGGAAGGCGAUGAAGACGAUGAGAUGUGGGUGGAGCUAAUCGAGGAUUUCGAACUUUUAAUUAUUAAUGAAUAAUUCAUUACGUUUUUGGGCAUGAGUCCCAAGUUGUGUUAAUUUACUUAUUAAGCUUCCACACUAUUUCAGUUUACUCCGAUGUUGGAUUUUUUAUCAAGAACUGUUGGAUGUUUUAAAUUGUUUUGAAAAUUAGCGACUCAAUUUGGGGUUAUCUAUCCGUCGGUCUCUCCGCCGGAAAUACGACGUCAUCUCCGAAAACCUCAGAUUGCUGUAGAAAUUUUUUACUGUAUUUUCAAGUGGAGAGAGAUUCGCACCGGCGGAAAUUUUGGGGAAAUCCAUGGCGGCGGCCGAUCUCUCCGAUGAUUUAGACCAGCUACUCGACAGCGCUUUGGAUGAUUUCCAGAGCCUCAAUAUUGCUGCUGCUGCUUCUCAAAGGAGUAAAGAUGGAGAAGAGAAGGGGAAUUUUAUGCCGAGUGAGGUUCAAGGGCUAGGGAUGGGAUUGCCAGAUUUGAGAAAGAAAAUAGGUAAGCAAAAGAAGGAUUCCAAGGCAAUGAAGGAUUCGCAUGCUUCUGAGGCUCUAGAUAAGCUUACAGAACACACCAUGGAGGCUGUGAAGGGGUUAGAAUCGAUGAACGGAUUGCAGCUUCCCGGAGAUCCGAAUUUUGGGAAUGAUGCAAUGAUGGAGGAAUGGGUCAAGCAGUUUGAAGAGCUUGCUGGCUCUCCGGACAUGGAGUCAAUGGUUGAGACAAUGAUGCAACAGCUUUUAUCCAAAGAAAUUCUGCACGAGCCUAUGAAAGAAAUGGAAGACAGAUACCCUAAAUGGUUAGAGGAAAACAAAGCUAAACUGGCAAACGAAGAAUACUGCCGUUACAACAAGCAGUAUGAACUCAUAAAAGAGCUUAAUCGAGCUUAUGAAACAGAUCCAGCAAACUUCAAGAAGAUUGUUGACCUCAUGCAGAAAAUGCAAGAGUGUGGCCAACCACCUAAUGAUAUUGUUCAUGAGCUAGCCCCGGAUUUCGACUUGUCGACUCUUGGUCAAAUAACCCCAGAGAUGCUUGAAUCUAAACCAGAAUGCUGUAUUACAUGAUAUGACUUGCGAGGUCUGCCUUCUCUUCCUGUCUCAGCUUAUGCUUUGGUCAAUUCAUAUGUUAUCCUUUUGCAACUUGUAUCACAUUAUUCACAUCCUUUUUCACUAGUUUUUUUUGUCAAUCAGUAGAUUGAUCAUAGUUACUCGUUUGAUACCGUGCGGAAUGGAAUUGGGCGUUUUAUAGGGAUGUAAACGAAUAAAACCCAAUGUUCAACAUUUUAUUAUUUGUGUUCUGUUUUUUUUGGACAAGUUUUUUGGUUCAAAUAUCUUUUUUGGUAUUCGUAUACGAUUCGUUUA